AUGCUUGUUCUGGACGAAGAGCUACAGUCAAUUAGAACACACCAGCGACAUUUCCUCGAAGUUGUCAUGGAUAUCAACUUGUCGGGAUGGAUGCGUCGACUGUGGACCUUGCACGAGUCGGUCCGGGCCCCCAAGAUACAUUUUCAGUUCCAAGACGGAACUAUAAGCAGAGAGGCCAUGCUAAAUCAUGCAAGGAGCGUUAUAACAUCCGGACCCCGCUCUGUAACAACGCCGAAUUAUCGCAAGGCCUUCAUCAGCGCUACUUCCAACUUGUUCACGACGAUGCGCAUUAACGAAGAGUCCAAUGGCGCAGUUCGACUAGCCCACAUGUGGGUCCUGCUCCGCUGGAGGCACACCAGCUGGCCAGAGGACGAGACGAUCUGCAUGGCAAACGUGCUCGGCCUGGAACGGGAUGUAGUAGACAGCGAGCUUCUGCAGGCUCCGCCCGACGCUCGCAUGAAGGUUUUCCUCCAGAAGUUCAACUUGUACCCGGCGAACCUACUGUUCCUGGACGUCCCGCGCCUUGAACAACCGGUAUUACUGGCGUUCAGUUUCGUCAGUGGACGGGUGUCAAUCGCCGUGUUUGGGCUGCCGCCGAUUACAAGAUUCUCCUAG
This is a messenger RNA of Diaporthe batatas, 615 nucleotides long. RefSeq lists its product as uncharacterized. The transcript is spliced from 2 exons. Lineage: Eukaryota; Fungi; Ascomycota; Sordariomycetes; Diaporthales; Diaporthaceae. Bases 1 to 615 code for a protein of 204 amino acids. The record is from RefSeq and is a predicted model, not a curated record.